Lathyrus oleraceus (garden pea) is the source of this 1920-nucleotide messenger RNA. RefSeq names its product glutamate decarboxylase. Bases 238 to 1737 code for a protein of 499 amino acids. NCBI's taxonomy places the organism in Eukaryota, Viridiplantae, Streptophyta, Magnoliopsida, Fabales, Fabaceae. Gene Ontology annotation, biological process: L-glutamate catabolic process. The record is from RefSeq and is a predicted model, not a curated record. Gene Ontology annotation, molecular function: glutamate decarboxylase activity; pyridoxal phosphate binding. Gene Ontology annotation, cellular component: cytosol. The transcript has 6 exons.
UUGGAGGAAUUAGUAUAGAUAUUCGGAAAGGAAAGUUUGAUUCUUAAAUAGUGACCUCUUAUCUCCACAACUCACAAACAUCAUUUUUUCCACUAUUCUUGUGUUCUCUUCUCUUCUCUGAUCUUCUUCUCUCCCACACCACAACUCACAAACAUCAUUUUUUCCACUAUUCUUGUGUUCUCUUCUCUUCUCUGAUCUUCUUCUCUCCCACAGUUAGCUCAGAAGAACUCAUCCAAAAUGGUUAUCUCAUCAACUGUCAAACAUCCAGAUGAACAUAGUGAAAGCAUAGACUGUACUUUUGCUUCUAGAUACGUGCGUGAAGCAGUUCCAAAGUUCAAGCUGUCAGAGAGUUCUAUACCAAAAGAUGCAGCAUAUCAGAUAAUAAACGAUGAGUUGAUGUUAGAUGGGAAACCAAGGCUUAACUUGGCUUCAUUUGUCACUACUUGGAUGGAACCUGAGUGUGAUAAACUCAUCAUGGAUUCGCUUAACAAGAACUAUGUUGACAUGGAUGAGUAUCCUGUCACCACUGAGCUUCAGAAUCGGUGUGUGAAUAUAAUAGCACAUCUAUUCAAUGCUCCUAUUGGUAAAGAGGAAACAGCAGUAGGUGUUGGAACCGUAGGAUCAUCAGAAGCAAUAAUGUUAGCUGGUUUAGCUUUUAAAAGGAAGUGGCAAACUAAGAGAAAAUCAGAAGGCAAACCUUACGAUAAGCCCAACAUCGUUACCGGGGCUAAUGUGCAGGUUUGUUGGGAAAAAUUUGCUAAGUACUUUGAGGUUGAACUAAAGGAAGUGAAACUCUCGGAAGGAUACUAUGUGAUGGAUCCAUUGAAAGCAGUUGAAAUGGUAGAUGAGAACACUAUCUGUGUUGCAGCCAUUUUGGGUUCAACGCUGACCGGAGAGUUUGAGGAUGUGAAGCUUCUUAACGAACUUCUUACUGUAAAGAACAAAGAGACGGGAUGGGAUACGCCGAUUCAUGUAGAUGCUGCGAGCGGUGGUUUUGUUGCUCCGUUUCUCUACCCUGAUCUGCUAUGGGAUUUUCGCUUGCCGUUGGUGAAAAGCAUCAAUGUUAGCGGUCACAAGUACGGUCUUGUUUAUCCCGGUAUUGGUUGGGUUGUCUGGAGGAAUCAAGAUGACUUGCCGGAUGAUCUUGUUUUUCAUAUCAAUUAUCUUGGAUCUGAUCAGCCAACUUUCACAUUGAAUUUCUCCAAAGGAUCGAGUCAAAUCAUUGCUCAAUACUACCAAUUCAUUCGACUUGGAUUCGAGGGCUACAAAAAUGUGAUGGAAAAUUGCUUGGCGAACACGAGAAUUCUGAAAGAAGGAAUUGAGAAAACUGGAAAGUUUAAGAUUGUGUCCAAGGACGUCGGCGUGCCACUUGUAGCGUUCUCGUUGAAAGACAGUAGCCGGCACACGGUAUUCGAGAUAGCAGACCAUUUGAGAAAAUACGGGUGGAUAGUUCCGGCCUACACAAUGCCUGCGGACGCGCAACACAUUGCGGUCCUGCGAGUGGUGAUCAGGGAGGAUUUUAGCCGCAGCUUGGCUGAGAGACUUGUUUCUGAUAUUUGCAAAGUUGUGACUCUCUUGGAGACACUUCCAAGUACCAUCUCCUCGAAAAGUGCUCAUGUCGCGGUUAUCGCGAGUGAGACGAGCGAGGAGGUUAAGAAAGAUAUUACAGAGACUCAAACUGAGAUUGCAAGUUAUUGGAAGAAGCUUGCUACAGGAAAGAGAGUUGGAACAUGCUAGUGUUGUCAAAUGUUUGUUGUGUUUUGUGAGCUACUUUGUUUGUGUCGUACAAUUAAAUUUAAUGUGUGUAAGGAUUGUUUCAUUGUUACUUUAUUUAUCUAUGUAGAGAUAUAACCAUUGCCAAUGUAUCUCUAAACCAUAUAUUUAUAUGAAUGAAUGAAUAUGAGUUGUCUUGUUUCCUUA